This is a messenger RNA of Didymodactylos carnosus, 267 nucleotides long. NCBI's taxonomy places the organism in Eukaryota, Metazoa, Rotifera, Eurotatoria, Philodinida, Philodinidae. The record is from the annotation of a GenBank genome assembly.
AUGAAAACAUCCGAAAGAAACAGGAAGACAAAUCCAUCUUCACAAUCAACAGCAACGAUUGCCGGUACUGGAACAAGUGCUGCAUCAUCUAGCACUAGCACAACAUCAUCAACACCAACAACAACUUGUACAGCUGUCGCACAGCUCAUCACAGGUUCUAUCGACGAUGCCGAUUGCCCGCCUGGAACGUUGUCACGUCUAAAUCAGUCAAAAUAUGCAACACAACCACCACUUCCUCGGCGUCAUGUUGUUGAGUCUCAUGAUUAG